Molecule: messenger RNA, 1356 nt
Organism: Lolium rigidum
Lineage: Eukaryota; Viridiplantae; Streptophyta; Magnoliopsida; Poales; Poaceae
Product: GPI-anchored hemophore cfmA-like
Exons: 5
Coding region: 148-1050 (300 amino acids)
Source: RefSeq, a predicted model, not a curated record
ACAGUAGCAGAAAUUUCGCCCCUCCACAGCUCCACUACUCGUCUCUCCCCCACCGCCGCCACCACUGGUAACCGCUCACCACCGCGAAUCUCGCACCAUUAGUUAACCAGGCGAUCGAAGCAGAGUGCGUCGCGUGGUAUUCCAGUCAUGGGGAAGAACUACCGCAAGUUCCUGGGAGUCAACAAGGCGGCCGCUACCGGCGGCGGGAUCGGUAAGCGCGUCUCCGGUGCCGGCGCCGGUGGGAACGCUAAGGACACCGGCGGCGGGAACAAGGCGGCCACUGCCGGCAGCGGGAAAGGUAAGCGCGUCGCCGCCGCCGGUGGGAGAGGCAAACGCUCGGGAGGAGGCGCGGGCAGCGCGACGGCCGUGGCUGUGGCCGGCCCAAGCCCAAGAGGUGCGAAGCGGGCCGGCGGCCGGGGUUCGGGCGGCGCGUCGACCUUAUCUCAUACUACCACCUUCAAGACGGCCGUGAAGGUCACGAAUGAGUACUGCCAUGUGGAGGAGAGUAGCACGUUUAAGACGGCGGUGAAGGUCAUGAACGAAUACUAUGAUGAGGAGGAGAACCACGGUUCACCCGAGGAUGAACGCUCAACAUUCUGUCCCACCGAUCAUAGCACUUUUAAGACGGCCAUGAAGUCCGAGAACGAAUACUAUGAUGAGGAGGAGAACCAUGGUUCGUCUGAGGACGAACGCUCGACCUUCUGUCCCACCGAUCAUAGCACCUUUGAGAUAGCUGUGAAGUUCGAGAAUGAGUGCUACGAGGAGGAAGAGAGGCGCGUUUUGUCUGAGGACGAGAAGGAUAUGCAGCACGAUGCUGAACUUCUAGCUGAAGAAGGCAACGGUGGUGCUCAGAUUGGCGAUGAUGGCAAUGGCUGCGGGGACUGUGGUGGCGAGUGCAACGAGGAUGCUGGGUUCGGUGAUGAUGAUGCUGGGACCGGGGAUCUUGAUGACCACUUGAACGGUGAUGCCUACUACUACGAUGUUGCUGCGGCGGGUUUUGAUGAUGGCUAUGAUGACGAUGGCGGGGAUGGAGCUGAUGGCUGGUGGUAGGGAUGGAGAACAAGGCCUCUUUGAAAUGUCAGAGAAUGGUGGCAUCUAAGAAACUUGGUUUGAAACUGUGAGAUAAGAAUUCCAUGAAGUGCAAGUCUCCAUGCAGUUUGCUAUUACUUACUACUAUGCCUGUUGUCUUAGCUUGGGUUGUCGAUCUAGGUAGGCUUCUGCCUUGGUGUGUGUAUGGUGAUCGCCAAGCCAGGAGAUUGGCAGUCAAAUCAGUCCUCUGUAUGUGGCGGAUCUUAACAACGUCAUGAACCCUUGUGAUAAAAGUACUCCGAUCCUAAUGUAAAUUAUAAUCCUAUA